This is a messenger RNA of Strongylus vulgaris, 427 nucleotides long. NCBI's taxonomy places the organism in Eukaryota, Metazoa, Nematoda, Chromadorea, Rhabditida, Strongylidae. The record is from the annotation of a GenBank genome assembly.
AGGAUCAGUGUUGUGCACAACUUUUUUCUGUAAUGGUAGGUGUACCUAACUUAAUCGAAAUUCCUUAUUUCAGCAAGAUAGGAUUAACACUGCGGCAGUAUUGGGUGCAACUCAUCAACAGAACACCAUCAACGAUGUUGCCCUUAUCCUUGCUGCUGGUGCUGCAUUAGCAUGCGUGUCGCCUUAUCUUUUGUAUUAUCACUCAACAUCACCGGACAGUACAGUAGUCGCCCCACUUGGAGAUGAAUACCCGGUGGGAACGUCACAACGUUCAAGUCAUCGAAUUGACACAGUCAGUGGUCGCAGUCCGGUUCCUAUACAACAAAUGGAGGAGCAGACUGUCUAUUGGUCUGCCAGAGAGAAUCCUUACUACUAUCACACAUCGAAACGAUUCUAUGGACAACCGUACCAAGUGGAAUCAGGGUAG